AUGCCUGAGACAUUCUUGUCAUCACGUCUGCUGGGCGGCGGUGUGUCCCACACAGGACGCGGGCACCGCGGGUUCACCACACUGGGGCCGGCCGGCUCUGGCCUCUCGCAGUGUCGUCGGCUUCACGUGCAGAAGCAGCCCGGGCCGCCGCCGCCUCCCGCGGGCCGUGCCUCCCGUGGGCCGUGCCUCCACGAGGGCCGCCACAGGCGGGCAUGCCAGCUACGGGCCCUGCCCCCCGUCUGCCAGGCCGCCUCGGAAUAGCUGAAAGCUGCCUACCGCAGGCUGUGCAUGCUGUACCACCCCGACAAGCACAGAGACCCCGAGCUCAAGUCGCAGGCCGAGCGGCUGUUCAACCUCGUCCACCAGGCUUAUGAAGUGCUCAGCGACCCGCAGACCCGGGCCAUCUAUGACAUCUAUGGGAAGAGAGGCCUGGAGAUGGAAGGAUGGGAGGUUGUGGAAAGGAGGAGAACGCCCGCCGAAAUCAGAGAAGAAUUUGAGCGACUGCAGAGAGAGCGGGAAGAGAGGAGGCUGCAGCAGCGAACCAACCCCAAGGGGACCAUCAGCGUCGGCAUCGAUGCCACUGACCUCUUCGAUCGCUAUGAGGAGGAGUACGAAGAUGUGUCCGGCAGUGGCUUUCCGCAGAUUGAAAUUAACAAGAUGCACAUAUCCCAGUCCAUCGAGGCGCCCUUGACAGCAACGGACACAGCCAUCCUCUCCGGAAGCCUCUCGACCCAGAAUGGGAACGGAGGGGGUUCCAUUAACUUCGCGCUCAGACGGGUCACCUCUGCGAAGGGAUGGGGAGAGUUAGAAUUUGGAGCUGGGGAUCUGCAGGGGCCUCUCUUUGGUCUAAAGCUGUUCCGUAACCUCACGCCCAGAUGCUUUGUGACGACCAACUGUGCGCUGCAGUUUUCGUCCCGGGGGAUCCGGCCUGGCCUCACCACUGUCCUGGCUCGGAACCUGGACAAGAACACCGUGGGCUACCUGCAGUGGCGGUGGGGCAUCCAGUCGGCCAUGAACACGAGCAUCGUCCGGGACACCAAAACCAGCCACCUGACCGUGGCCCUGCAGGUCCGGUUGGCGCACUCCUUUGCCCUGAUUAGCUAUCAGCACAAAUUCCAGGACGAUGAUCAGACUCGCGUGAAAGGCUCCGUGAAGGCAGGCUUCUUCGGGACGGUGGUGGAGUACGGGGCCGAGAGGAAGAUCUCCAGGCACAGCGUGCUGGGGGCCACUGUCAGCAUCGGCGUCCCACAGGGCGUGUCUCUCAAAGUCAAGUUAAAUAGGGCCAGUCAGACUUACUUCUUCCCUAUUCAUUUGACGGAUCAGCUUCUUCCCAGCGCCGUGUUCUACGCCACCGUGGGGCCCCUCGUGGUCUACUUCGCUAUGCACCGUCUCAUCAUCAAGCCAUACCUCAGGGCUCAGAAGGAGAGGGAAUUGGAAAAGCAGAGGGAAAACACAGCUACCGACAUCCUGCAGAAGAAGCAAGAGGCAGAGGCUGCGGUUCGGUUGAUGCAGGAAUCUGUCCGAAGAAUAAUCGAGGCAGAAGAAUCCAGAAUGGGCCUCAUCAUCGUCAACGCCUGGUACGGGAAGUUCGUCAACGACAAGAGCAGGAAGAGUGAGAAGGUGAAGGUGAUCGACGUGACGGUGCCCCUGCAGUGCCUGGUGAAGGACUCGAAGCUCAUCCUCACAGAGGCCUCCAAGGCUGGGCUGCCCGGGUUCUACGACCCGUGUGUGGGCGAGGAGAAGAGCCUGAAAGUGCUCUACCAGUUCCGGGGCGUCCUGCACCAGGUGAUGGCGCUGGACAGCGAGGCACUCAGGAUACCCAAGCAGUCUCACAGGAUCGAUACAGAUGGAUAAAGUGCUUGAGAAAAAGAAUUACAGGAGGCUGCGAAGAUCUUUUCCUGGGCGUCUACAAAUUUGGAAGCAGGGAAACCUAGACGUCACAAGUUUAUUUUAUAUUAUUCCUAAGGAGGUGGUACCCUAUCAAUUAUGUGAAGGGACACAGACACCCGGUUUUGUGGGUGCUGCAGGCAGACUGAGGCAGCCCUGCCAGGACCAGAGCCUCAGCACAGCCGUGUCUGUUUCCCAAGGAUCAUGUCCCCGAGGGAAGGGCCCUGGGCCCCGGGCGCCACCCCCUCGUUCUUGUGAGGAGUCGCCGUGGAACAUCUGCCCUCACACCGGACCGGGACUGCCUUUCCUGCCACCACCCUGACCUGGAAAGGAAGGAGAGAACAGCCUGCAGCCAAGCGAGCAUCUGGGUGGUGGACUUGCGGAAACCGCCUUUUC
Messenger RNA from Myotis davidii, 2283 nucleotides. It is a transcript of the gene DNAJC11, whose product is annotated as DnaJ heat shock protein family (Hsp40) member C11. NCBI's taxonomy places the organism in Eukaryota, Metazoa, Chordata, Mammalia, Chiroptera, Vespertilionidae. The record is from RefSeq and is a predicted model, not a curated record. The transcript has 16 exons. Gene Ontology annotation, biological process: cristae formation.